Molecule: messenger RNA, 4301 nt
Organism: Talpa occidentalis (Iberian mole)
Lineage: Eukaryota; Metazoa; Chordata; Mammalia; Eulipotyphla; Talpidae
Gene: LRFN1
Product: leucine rich repeat and fibronectin type III domain containing 1
Exons: 5
Coding region: 1915-4218 (767 amino acids)
Molecular function (GO): protein binding
Source: RefSeq, a predicted model, not a curated record
CCAGUCCCCCCACUGACCAGAUCUCCCGCAGAUGGGGCCAGAGUUGCCUCCUUCCAGAUGGCCGGGCGGGAGGACCUCUGGGCUGCCGGUGGGAGGAUCGCUGGGAAUGGUGCCCUAGGACUCGGCCCUCAACCCCCUGAGAUUCGACCUGCUGAACUCUGACCUCUGGUUCUGCCUUGUGCCUGGCUUUGGUGUGUGUGGGGGGUAGGUUGGGUGGUUCUGGGAGGGAGAGAGAUCAGGAUUUCUUUGGUUUGGGAAGUAGGUGGGGCGAAGGUGCCUCAGGGCCGGGAGGGAUAUGUAUGUCCCUGAUUGUGUGUGAGCGUGAAUCUCUGCCUAUCUGUUGACUGUGCUACUGUGAUACAAUAUUUUGUGUGCAUCUGUAAGUGUGUAAAUCCUUACAGGGCUGUUGUAUGAACAUGUGUCUACUAUGAGUGAACAUCUUGGAGAGGCUGUGCAAAGGUGGAUCUUUCUGUACCUGCGUGUUUGAGUGUGUAUCGGCCUUGUGAGUGUCUGUGCACCCUUGUGGUUCUGUGUAUGUGUGUGGAGUAUGUAACAGCUAGUGUGUGCAUUUGUGCAUCCGUGACUGACCAUGCCUGGGGUCUGUGAAGUUGUAUGAGUGUGUCUGGGCAUAUAAGAGCCCUCACCUGUUUAUCUUUGAUUGUGCAAGUGAGUAGGUUGUAUGUGUGUGCCCCUGGUGUUGGUGAGCAUGUGAGGGUAUACCUGUUAUAGGAGCGUGUACCGGGGUGUCUUCAGGGGGCACAUGGGUUUCUCUGUUGUGUGAAUGUGCAAGGGAAGUCAAGUUGUACAUGUGUGGUUGUGUACAGGUGUGUUAACCUGGAGGGUAUAUGUUCGCCUAUGUUGUGUGUCUGCUAUGUUGUGUGUCCUAAACUUCAUCUCUGGGGAGUGGGGUUGUGUAUGUGCAAACAUGCAUGUGCAAGGUGCCAUGCACACGUGUGCCCGUGUCCCUGGUGCCAAGCUGACCCCGCCUCUGGGCCUGUUGGGAUGGGGGCCCAGGUGGCGUGACCUGUGCUAUGCUGCGUCCAGCCUGGGGUCCGUGGACACAAGUGUGUUCCCAUCCUGGGCCAGGAGCCCGGGGCGGGCGUGUGUGGGAAGUCGGUGUGUCCAUGGAGGUUCAGAUGUAGAGCUGGGGUUGUGGGCCCACGUGGGUCUGGGCAUGUCCACGUAGGUGGGUGUGACGAUAGUGUCAUGGUGAAGAUGGGAACUGCUGGCCUUCCUCCGGUUUCUGGUACUGUCCAGGUUUUUGAAAUUGGGGGGCUAGGGUGUGAACUCUGAAAGGAGGAGGCUGGGAGUCUAGAAUUCUAGAUCUGAAGGAGAAGGGGGUUGGGGGGCCAGAUUCCUGGGUCUUGAAACAGGAAGGGACCAAGACUUCAACUCUUGAGUCUGAGGGAGUUAGGAGGGUGGGGUCCCAGACUCCAGGGUGAGGAAGGCCUGGAGACCUAAAGGGCAAGUCCUGGAGUCUUGGGUUGGGAGGGUGAACAGUCAUGAGGCCCAGUCGCCCCCGUUUCCUGAGAUGACUUCUUGGGUCCUGCUAAGACUAUGGGGAGCCUACAGCAAGAGGACUGAGAGAGUGAUCUCUCCAGAGACUUCCUUGGCUAGGAUGGCCUCUGAGGCAGGUCUCCAGAGAGGAGCCAAAAGGAUACUAACAGGGUCGUUUUGUUCCUUUGCAGGUACUGGCCCAGGCCCUGACUCCCUAAAGAGAGGGCCUAGGAUGAAACUUGGCUCAGAGGAUGUCCCAAGACUAAGAGCGAGACCAAAGUGCUUUUCUCAGUCUCUCCAUCUUCCAGCUCCUGCCACUGCCCAAGAUGAAGAAACCGAGAUUCAGAGAGGUUCAGACACUUGCCCGAGGUCACACAGCUAAUCUCACUGCCCACCGAUCCGCCUCCUCACAGCACCAUGGCUCCCGGCUCCUGCUCCUUCGCGCUCCUCUCGCCACCGCCUGCUGCCCUGCCCUUUCUGCUGCUUCUCUGGGCAGGGGCAUCUCGUGGCCAGCCCUGCCCCGGCCGCUGCAUCUGCCAGAAUGUGGCACCCACGCUGACCAUGUUGUGUGCCAAGACCGGCUUGCUCUUCGUGCCGCCGGCCAUUGACCGGCGCGUGGUGGAGCUGCGGCUCACCGACAACUUCAUCGCGGCGGUCCGCCGCCGAGACUUCGCCAACAUGACCAGCCUGGUGCACCUCACCCUCUCCCGGAACACCAUCGGCCAGGUGGCGGCCGGCGCCUUCGCCGACCUCCGCGCCCUGCGCGCCCUGCACCUCGACAGCAACCGCCUGGCCGAGGUGCGCGGCGACCAGCUGCGCGGCCUGGGCAACCUCCGGCACCUGAUCCUCGGCAACAACCAGAUCCGCCGCGUGGAGCCGGCCGCCUUCGACGCCUUCCUGUCCACCGUGGAGGACCUGGAUCUGUCCUACAACAACCUGGAGGCCCUGCCGUGGGAGGCCGUGGGCCAGAUGGUGAACCUGAACACCCUCACGCUGGAUCACAACCUUAUAGACCACAUCGCCGAAGGCACCUUCGUGCAACUUCACAAACUGGUCCGCCUGGACAUGACCUCCAACCGCCUCCAUAAACUGCCCCCCGAUGGGCUUUUUCUGAGGUCCCAAGGCCCCGGGCCCAAGCCGCCCACGCCGCUCACGGUCAGCUUCGGCGGGAACCCUCUGCACUGCAACUGCGAGCUGCUCUGGCUGCGGCGGCUGACCAGGGAGGACGACCUGGAGACGUGCGCCACCCCCGAGCACCUCACCGACCGCUACUUCUGGUCCAUCCCCGAGGAGGAGUUCCUGUGCGAACCCCCGCUCAUCACGCGGCAGGCGGGCGGCCGGGCCUUGGUGGUGGAGGGCCAGGCCGUCAGCCUGCGGUGCCGCGCGGUGGGUGACCCCGAGCCGGUGGUGCACUGGGUGGCCCCGGACGGGCGGUUGCUGGGGAACUCCAGCCGGACCCGGGUCCGGGGGGAUGGGACGCUGGAUGUGACCAUCACCACCUUGCGGGACAGCGGCACCUUCACCUGCAUCGCCUCCAACGCCGCGGGGGAAGCCACGGCCCCGGUGGAAGUGUGCGUGGUGCCUUUGCCGCUCAUGGCGCCCCCGCCGGCCGCCCCGCCGCCCCUGACCGAGCCCGGCUCCUCCGACAUCGCCACGCCCGGCCGACCUGGUGCCAAUGAAUCGGCUGCCGAGCGCCGGCUUGUGGCAGCCGAGCUCACGUCGAACUCCGUGCUCAUCCGCUGGCCGGCGCAGAGGCCCGUGCCGGGCAUCCGCAUGUACCAGGUCCAGUACAACAGCUCCGCCGACGACUCCCUCGUCUACAGGAUGAUCCCAUCCACCAGCCAGACCUUCCUGGUGAAUGACCUGGCGGCGGGCCGCGCCUACGACCUGUGUGUCCUGGCCGUCUACGACGACGGGGCGACCGCGCUGCCGGCCACGCGAGUGGUGGGCUGCGUGCAGUUUACCACCGCGGGGGAUCCGGCGCCCUGCCGGCCUCUGAGGGCCCACUUCUUGGGCGGCACCAUGAUCAUCGCCAUCGGGGGCGUCAUAGUCGCCUCGGUCCUCGUCUUCAUCGUGCUGCUCAUGAUCCGCUACAAGGUCUACGGCGACGGGGACUCCCGGCGCGUCAAGGGCGCCUCCCGCUCCCCGCCGCGGGUCAGCCACGUGUGCUCGCAGACGAACGGGGGUGCGGGCGCCCCGCAGGCCCCCGCGCAGGACCGCUACGAGGCGCUGCGCGAGGUGUCGCCGGCCGCCGCGGUGGCCGUCGAGGCGAAGGCCACAGCGGCCGAAAUGGCCUCCGUGGAGCCAGAGGCGGCCCUGGGACGCUCCCUGGGCGGCUCGGUCACCUCGCUGUGCCUGCUGCCGUCGGAGGAGGCCUCGGGGGAGGAGUCCCGGGCGGCGGCCGCCGGCCCUCGGAGGAGCCGUUCCGGGGCGCUGGGGCCGCCAGCGUCGGCGCCCCCAACUCUAGCCCUGGUUCCUGGGGGGGCCUCGGCCCGGCCGAGGCCGCAGCAGCGCUACUCGUUCGACGGGGACUACGGGGCGCUCUUCCAGAGCCACAGUUACCCGCGCCGCGCCCGCCGGACAAAGCGCCACCGGUCCACGCCGCACCUGGACGGGGCCGGAGGGGGCGCGGCCGGGGAGGACGGAGACCUGGGGCUGGGCUCCGCCAGGGCGCGCCUGGCCUUCACCAGCACCGAGUGGAUGCUGGAGAGCACCGUGUGAGCGGGGGCGGCGCCGGGGCGCCUGGGCCGAGGACCAAAGCCCGGCCGCCCGGACCCGGGGCAGGACUCGAGGAGAAAACGCCU